AUGACCGAAGCAGCAUCCGUAUACCCACCGCUCGACCAGCGUCCCAUCAAAAACACAAUCGUGCUCUUCGAUGUAGACGACACCCUAACAAUCCCCCGGCGUAAAGACCAGACAGCCACGCCGGAGAUGCUCGCGCUGCUCUCGGCGCUCCGCCACAAAGUCGCCAUCGGAUUCGUCGGCGGCUCCGACCUAGCCAAGCAGCAGGAACAGCUGGGCAGCGCCGCGAUCCCCGUCACUACCAUGUUCGACUUCUGCUUCUCGGAGAACGGGCUCACGGCCUACAAGCUGGGCCUGCCGCUCGCAUCACACUCGUUCAUCAAGAUGGUGGGCGAGGAAAACUACAAGAAGCUGGUUAAGUUCAUCUUGCAUUACGUCGCGGAUCUGGAUAUCCCCAUCAAGAGGGGCACAUUUGUGGAGUUCCGGAAUGGCAUGAUUAAUGUUAGUCCCAUUGGCAGGAAUGCGAGUGUGUCAGAGAGGAACGAGUUUAAUGCGUAUGAUGAUGUGCAUAAGGUCCGCGAGACGUUUGUGGGGAUUUUGAGGGAGAAGUUUGCGGAUUUGGGGUUGACAUAUUCCAUUGGAGGCCAAAUAUCAUUUGAUGUCUUCCCGGAUGGCUGGGAUAAAAGGUACUGCCUGACACAUCUCGAGGCUGAGGCCAAGAAACCGGAUGGAAUAGAAUAUACGACUGUUCACUUCUUUGGCGACAAGACAUAUAAGGGGGGUAACGACUAUGAGAUCUACUCGGACCCAAGGACUAUUGGUCAUUCAGUCAAGAAUCCCGAGGACACAUAUGAACAGGUGAAGAAACUCUUCGACCUGUGA
This is a messenger RNA of Lachnellula hyalina, 819 nucleotides long. It is a transcript of the gene pmm1, whose product is annotated as Phosphomannomutase. The coding region runs from base 1 to 819 and encodes 272 amino acids. Gene Ontology annotation, cellular component: cytosol. The record is from RefSeq and is a predicted model, not a curated record. The transcript is spliced from 3 exons. Gene Ontology annotation, molecular function: phosphomannomutase activity. Gene Ontology annotation, biological process: protein N-linked glycosylation; mannose metabolic process; GDP-mannose biosynthetic process. Lineage: Eukaryota; Fungi; Ascomycota; Leotiomycetes; Helotiales; Lachnaceae.